Chlorella variabilis is the source of this 492-nucleotide messenger RNA. RefSeq lists its product as hypothetical. Lineage: Eukaryota; Viridiplantae; Chlorophyta; Trebouxiophyceae; Chlorellales; Chlorellaceae. The record is from RefSeq and is a predicted model, not a curated record. The transcript has 3 exons. The coding region runs from base 1 to 492 and encodes 163 amino acids.
AUGGCCGACUUCUUCGCAGACCUGCUGCCUAAGCAGCCCUCCAACUCGCAGAACGGCAGCCAGAAGCCGCCCAGCUUUGAGGACGACGUGCUGGUUAGCCCCACGGCCUCUUCCGACCAGGCCCGGGCCUCCAGCAGCGCGGCUAUGUCCGGGGGGCCGAUGCGCAAGGACACGGCCAAGGACCUGGAGGGCGUGGUGCAGGCCGUGUUCCAGCGCUUCAGCGGCAGCCUGCAGAAGAUCCUGGAGGACGUGGACCGCCGGCUGGAGAGCCUGGAGAACCGCACCGAGCACAUCUGCCAGGUGGUGACCGACCUGCAGUCGGUGGCGGGGCUGCGCGAGGACGCGGCCAAGGAGCGGCUGGGGGGCCUGGAGAAGACGCUGCGCGAGGUGCACCGCUCGGUGCAGAUCAUCCGGGACAAGCAGGAGCUGGCAGAGGCCAGCGCGGAGCUGGCCAAGCUGGCGAGCCCGCAGCCGCGGCGCCGCCGCCGGUGA